Molecule: messenger RNA, 1410 nt
Organism: Lingula anatina
Lineage: Eukaryota; Metazoa; Brachiopoda; Lingulata; Lingulida; Lingulidae
Product: potassium voltage-gated channel protein Shaw-like
Biological process (GO): potassium ion transmembrane transport; action potential; protein homooligomerization
Cellular component (GO): voltage-gated potassium channel complex; membrane
Molecular function (GO): voltage-gated potassium channel activity
Source: RefSeq, a predicted model, not a curated record
AUGAUUGUCAUCGAUGUCGGGGGUAAAGUGUUCCGGAUGUCGCUUACAACCAUCUUGGAUUCCCGGCACUCUGACACCACCUUGGCAAGGGCAGUGUUAAACAACACUAACUACGACGCGAUCACCAAGCAAUAUCACUUUGAUCGUAACCCCAAAGUUUUCAAUUAUGUCCUGGACUAUUACCGCUCUGGUGAACUGCACGCUCCGCUCGGCGUUUGCGGGGAGUUUGUGCGUCAGGAACUCGUGUUUUGGGGGAUUCCGGGGAAAGCUGUUUCCCCAUGCUGUGCUCACAAAUUGGGGCAAUAUAAGCGCAGACUCCAGGAGAAAACGGCGAUCGAAAAGGAGUUUAGUCGGAGGUCUGUCGAUGACGUAUGGCCGGUUGAUGGAGAGGAAACUCGAGGAUGUUGCUGCUCCGACAGAACAAAAAGAAAGCUGUGGCUGUUCUUGAACAAACCAAGAUCCAGCAAAGCGGCCAUGGUGUUUUUUCUGGUGUUAUUUUCACUCAUAAUUUUGAGCAUCGUCGUUAUGAUGAUCAACACCUCCCAGUCUCUGCGUCAGCCCUACACUACGAGGGAACAUGUCAUGACGAGGUUACAGAACUCCAUCUCCGCGAUGAAUAUCACCAAUGAGAAGAUAAGCAUGAGGAUCACCACUACGGGACCCUUGUUUGCAUUCGCUCUUGAAUAUAUUUGUGUCGCAUUUUUCACAGUAGAGUUUAUUUUACGUCUGACCGCAGAGAGAAAGAAAUGCGCCUUUCUCUGUUCGACUUAUGCGAUUUUGGACUUGCUGGCACUUAUACCAAGUUACGUUGAUCUCGUAGUAAAAGGGAUUUUCUUCGCUGCAGCCUUGUAUGAAAAUUAUACAUAUAUAACGUUAUUUUGGAUAAUUGAAUUAUUUUUAGUAUUACGGAUUUUGAGGUUAUUUAGAUUAGCCGAGUAUUACGACGGCUUGAGGGUUUUGUUGCUUUCUUUAAAAGCCAGCUGGAAGGAACUCGUACUUUUGGAGGCAUUUUUAAUGAUAGGUAUGUCGAUAUUUGGCUCCAUUAUAUAUUACGCGGAGAUAAUGGAAGAGAAUGGAUAUUUCAGUGAUAUAAUGAUUGGCUGCUGGUGGGCCGUUAUCACCAUGACAACCGUGGGGUAUGGGGACACUCAUCCCCAAUCGUCUGCAGGUUACAUAGUUGGCACUUUGGCAGCCACUUUUGGAAUCAUUUUGAUGGGCUUGCCCAUCGCAAUCAUUGCUAAUAAUUUCAGCAAAUAUUACGAGUUUAUGGCCGAAAAAACGGAGAAGAGGAAAACCGGAAAAGAAGAAAAAACGCAAAAACAUAGAGGAAUUAUUCAGGUGAAGGAGUUUCAAGUGAAGAAUCAGUUAGAUUCUUUUAAACACUCAAAAGUGAAUCCUCAAAAAUUUUGA